UUUUUUUUUUUUUUUUUUUUUUCCUUUCAGCUUUUACUGUGUGUGAUCUGUCUUAGCUUGUUCUCGUCCUGCCUCUUACUCUCUGAUUUCCUGCAUUUCACUUGUUCAAUAAUUGCUGAGUGUCUCGCUUUCCCUGUGUGGAUGCAAACCUGAGAUCAGACGCAUGUGUGCAUUUUAGGAUUUACGCUGGACGAUCUGGAAAGUUUUACUCACUGAAUAUAGUUUGUCUAUCUGGGUGCCUUCAAUUAGUCCAGGGUUCACCCGAUCCUUGUAGUUUCCCAGCAUGUAUAACCUGUGGCAGUCUCUGACGUGGCCCCGAGUCUGGGCUCUCCGAUCCUGCAAGCUUCCUCUAAGUGCUGCUCCUCUAUCCUUUGCCAGGUCUCUGUCUGGGACGCCGCUGGCUGAACGGGACGGAAACCUUGCUCGCAAGAUGUCUCAGAAUGGCACACCUAACCGCGUCCUGACGCUGGAUUCCAUGAAUCCCUGUAUUAAAAAGGUGGAAUAUGCUGUGCGUGGCCCCAUUGUCAUCCGUGCCGUGGAACUGGAGAAAGAGCUGGCACAGGGGGUCAAGAAGCCCUUUACCGAGGUCAUUAAAGCAAAUAUUGGAGACGCACAUGCAAUGGGUCAGAAACCGAUAACCUUCCUGCGUCAGGUCAGCGCUCUCUGUAUGUAUCCCGAGCUCCUAAACGACAACAAAUUCCCCGAAGAUGCGAAGCAGAAAGCUGUGCGUAUCCUGCAGGCAUGUGGAGGACAGAGCAUAGGGGCGUACAGCGCCAGUCAAGGGAUUGAAAUCAUUCGUCAGGAUGUGGCAAAGUAUAUUGAGAGGAGAGAUGGCGGCAUUCCUUCCAGCUCGGAUAAUAUCUAUCUGUCCACUGGGGCCAGUGACUCCAUCGUGACUAUGCUGAAGCUGCUGGUGUCUGGGGAGGGAGCCUCUCGCACGGGAGUCCUUAUUCCGAUCCCGCAGUACCCGCUUUACUCGGCAGCGCUCUCUGAGCUGGGCGCCGUGCAGGUGAAUUAUUACCUGGAUGAGGAGAAUUGCUGGGCUCUGGACAUCAAGGAGUUAAGGAGGGCACUGGAAGACGCCAGGAAGCACUGCAACCCAAAAGUGCUCUGUAUAAUUAACCCCGGCAAUCCCACAGGUCAGGUGCAGAGCAGGAAAUGUAUAGAAGAUGUGAUCCGAUUUGCUGCAGAGGAAAACCUUUUCCUGAUGGCUGAUGAGGUGUACCAAGAUAACGUCUACGCCAAGGGAUGUGCCUUCCAUUCAUUUAAGAAGGUGCUGUUUGAGAUGGGCCCGAAGUACUCUGACACAGUGGAGAUGGCCUCUUUCCAUUCCACCUCCAAAGGAUUCAUGGGCGAGUGCGGAUUUCGAGGAGGCUACAUGGAGGUUGUUAAUAUGGAUCCAGCUGUUAAGAGCCAACUGACCAAGCUGGUAUCUGUGCGUCUGUGCCCACCUGUUACUGGACAGACUGUACUGGACGUGGUCAUGAAUCCGCCACAGCCAGGAGAUCCUUCCUAUAAACAAUUCAUUGCGGAGAAACAGGCCGUGCUCCGUGCGCUGGCUGAGAAAGCCCACCUAACAGAGGAGACCCUGAACCAGGCGCCUGGGAUCCGCUGUAAUCCAGUCCAGGGUGCCAUGUAUUCCUUCCCCAGGAUCCAUAUCCCAGAGAGAGCCAUCCGGUUGGCCGAGGAGGAAGGCCAGGCCCCAGACAUGUUCUUCUGUAUGAAGCUGCUAGAGGAGACUGGGAUCUGUGUGGUCCCAGGGAGUGGAUUUGGGCAGCGCGAGGGAACCCACCACUUCAGAAUGACCAUCCUCCCACCCACCGAUAAACUGAAGAUUCUCCUGGAGCGUCUCAAGGAUUUCCACCAAAAAUUCACCAAGGAAUAUUCCUAGAUUAUUCUCCUGCAUCCUGCUGCCCUUCCUAAAACUAUUAUCCCCGCUCUGCGUCCUAUUGGUUUUCCUUUCAGCAUUGGGUGCUGAAGUGCUUUUUAAUGUGCCAUACUCGUAGGGAGUGUCCAUCGUGUGCCCGCUGUAGGUUGACAAUAGACACGUUCCCUGCAGAGGAAUGUACUCUUCAUUUUAGGAAUGGGCACCUAGGGUCCCUUGUCGCGAGCAGAUCAUUUAAUUUUCUCCGUGUGCGUCUGCUCGUGUUUAAUAAUGGAUGCUUAGAAAUAUAAUUAAAAUCCUGGUAGGCCUGUCUGUUCAGGUAAAUGGUGGCGCUAAGCGGAGAAAAGACAUUUGUAGCUUGUAUGCCAGAGCACUGGUUGCUGCCACCCUCCUGGCUAGUGCUUUAUAAGAGUCCUGCUGUUGGUCACAAUGUGCCUAAAUCUUAAGGAAAGGAGGGAUUCAUUCUUCACAAAUCAAGAUUUGCACAAUCACCGUUCUUGCUUCCUAAUCUCCUUGUGCCAAGAUGGGGUGCUUCUAACGCUGCCCUACUUUAGAAGAGGGUGUUU
Pelobates fuscus (common spadefoot toad) is the source of this 2451-nucleotide messenger RNA. RefSeq names its product glutamic--pyruvic transaminase (gene GPT). The coding region runs from base 284 to 1891 and encodes 535 amino acids. Lineage: Eukaryota; Metazoa; Chordata; Amphibia; Anura; Pelobatidae. Gene Ontology annotation, biological process: biosynthetic process. The transcript has 11 exons. Gene Ontology annotation, molecular function: L-alanine:2-oxoglutarate transaminase activity; pyridoxal phosphate binding. The record is from RefSeq and is a predicted model, not a curated record.